CCCUAUGGAUGGGAGAUGACGGCAAACCGGGAUGGACGAGACUGCUUCAUCAAUCACAUGACACAGGCAAUCCCAUUUGACGACCCUCGGUUGGAGAGCUGCCAGAUCAUCCCUCCGGCUCCUCGGAGGGUGGAGAUGAGGAGGGACCCUGUGCUGGGGUUUGGUUUCGUGGCAGGGAGUGAAAAGCCAGUGGUCGUCCGCUCAGUAACACCAGGUGGCCCCUCCGAAGGCAAGCUGAUCCCGGGAGAUCAGAUUGUAAUGAUCAACGAUGAGCCGGUUAGUGCCGCGCCGAGGGAACGGGUCAUCGACCUGGUCAGAAGCUGCAAAGAAUCGAUACUCCUCGCUGUCAUUCAGCCUUACCCUUCUCCCAAAUCAGCAUUUAUUAGUGCUGCAAAAAAGGCAAGGUUAAAGUCCAAUCCAGUCAAAGUGCGAUUCUCCGAGGAGGUCAUCAUCAACGGCCAAGUGUCGGAAACUGUUAAGGAUAAUUCACUUCUUUUUAUGCCAAACGUCCUGAAAGUCUAUCUGGAAAAUGGGCAGACCAAAUCGUUUCGCUUUGACUGCACCACCUCCAUAAAGGAUGUCAUCCUAACCCUUCAAGAGAAACUCUCCAUCAAAGGCAUCGAGCACUUCUCCCUCAUGCUGGAGCAGAGGAUGGAAGGAGCCGGAACGAAGCUGCUCUUGCUUCAUGAACAGGAGACCCUAACUCAGGUGACCCAGAGGCCCAGCUCGCAUAAGAUGAGAUGUCUUUUCCGAAUUAGCUUCGUCCCAAAGGAUCCAAUUGACCUUUUAAGGCGAGAUCCAGUUGCUUUCGAGUAUCUGUAUGUUCAGAGUUGUAACGACGUCGUUCAGGAGCGGUUUGGGCCGGAGCUGAAAUAUGACAUCGCCCUGCGGCUGGCGGCGUUGCAAAUGUACAUCGCAACCGUGACCACCAAGCAGACGCAGAAAAUCUCCCUCAAGUACAUUGAAAAAGAAUGGGGAUUAGAGACUUUUCUUCCCUCUGCUGUGCUGCAAAGCAUGAAAGAGAAGAACAUAAAGAAAGCACUUUCACACCUUGUCAAAGCAAAUCAAAACUUGGUACCACCCGGUAAAAAGCUCUCCGCACUUCAAGCCAAGGUCCAUUAUCUCAAGUUCCUCAGUGACCUUCGACUGUAUGGGGGCCGUGUGUUCAAGGCAACAUUAGUGCAGGCAGAAAAGCGCUCAGAAGUGACCCUCCUGGUGGGGCCCCGCUACGGCAUAAGCCACGUGAUAAACACCAAAACCAAUCUAGUGGCUCUUUUAGCUGACUUCAGCCACGUCAAUAGGAUUGAGAUGUUUACUGAAGAGGAGAACUUGGUGAGGGUGGAGCUCCAUGUGCUGGACGUGAAGCCCAUCACGCUCUUGAUGGAAUCUUCCGAUGCCAUGAACCUGGCCUGCUUAACGGCUGGAUACUACCGGCUGCUUGUGGAUUCCAGGAGGUCGAUAUUUAACAUGGCCAACAAGAAAAACGCAGGGACCCAGGAUACAGGAACUGAAAAUAAAGGAAAGCAUAACCUCCUUGGCCCAGAUUGGAACUGUGUACCCCAAGUGACCACAUUCAUUGACGAAGGGGAGCAAGAAGCACAGAUAACAUAUAUAGAUGCAAAGCAGAAGGCAGUUGAGAUUCCAGACGGCACCUUGUGUCCAAAAGACCACCACCGGCACUUGUACAUGGACAACACCUAUAACUCAGACGAACUCAGCCAGCAGCUGACCCAGCCGGGAGAUGCUCCGUGCAAGGCAGACUACAGAAGUCUAGCUCAGCGGUCCCUGUUGACUCUCUCAGGACCAGAAGCUCUAAAGAAAGCACAGGAGCCUCCAAGAGGAGCUAAAGUGUCCUUUAUUUUUGGAGAUCUCGCCUUGGAUGAUGGUAUCACUCCCCCGACUCUCGGCUAUGAAAGACUGCUGGACCAGAGUCCAGAACUGCUGGAGAAGCAGAGGAAUCUCUACAUCAGCGGUGCCAAUGACACGAAGAGCCUGGAUCUCACUCCAGACGCAGAGGGCAUCCAGUUCGUGGCCAAUUCUGUGUAUGCAAACAUAGGCGACGUGAAGAACUUCGAGGCUGCCCAGGGCAUAGAGGAGCCCCUCUUGCACGACAUCUGUUACGCGGAGAACGCCGACGACGCGGAGGACGAGGAUGACGUGAGCUGCGAGGAGGACCUCGUGGUGGGAGACAUGAACCAGCCGGCCAUCCUCAACCUGUCUGGGUCAAGCGAUGACAUCAUUGACCUCACGUCCCUGCCCCCGCCCGAAGGGGACGACAACGAGGACGACUUCCUGCUGCGUUCCUUGAACAUGGCUAUCGCCGCGCCUCCACCUGGCUUCAGAGAUAGUUCCGACGAGGAGGACUGUCACGGCCAGGCCGCUCCCUUCCUGGGGGACAAGGAGGCAGGCGGCACCCUGCAGAACGACGAGAUCCCCGUGUCCCUUAUCGACACUGUGCCCACCAGCGCCGAGGGCAAGUGUGAGAAGGGCCUGGAUAGCGCCGUCGUUUCCACGCUGGACACUCUAGAAGCUCUGUCCGUGUCAGAAGAUCAGCAGACCAGUGACAAUUCAGGUGUAGCCAUCUUGCGGGCUUAUAGUCCCGAGUCCUCGUCAGACUCGGGCAAUGAAACUAACUCUUCGGAAAUGACGGAGAGUUCUGAACUGGCCACGGCCCAGAAGCAGUCAGAAAACCUCUCCCGCAUGUUCUUGGCCACUCACGAAGGCUACCACCCCCUUGCGGAAGAGCAGACAGAGUUCCCCACCUCCAAAAGCCCACCUGGGGCCUUGCCUCCGAAGGCCUCCCACGCCCUCACUCCCCGUCCAGUGAGCGACCUCCCGCCCAAAGUUGUGCCUUCCAAGCAGAUCCUUCACUCGGGCCACGUGGAGAUGGAGCCCGAAACCAUGGAGACUAAGUCAGUCACUGACUAUUUUGGCAAACUGCACAUUGGGCCGAUGGCAUAUUCCUGCACCAGCAAAAGGAAAAGCCAGCCGGCCGACGGGGAGGGGAAAGCAUCCCUUAAUGGGAGCAUGCCAGGGAAAAAACAGCAGGGGACCAAAACGGCAGACGUGGAGGAGGACGCCAAAGGUCAAUUUGCUAGUGUGUCUUCAAGGGACAGUCAACACCUGAGCACUUUUAACCUGGAGAGAACUGCCUUUCGCAAGGACAGCCAGAGAUGGUAUGUGGCCACUGAGGGGCCUAUGGCUGAAAAAAGUGGGUUGGAAGCAGCAACAGGGAUAACCUUUCCCAGAGCUUUGGCUGUGGGAACCACAGAGACCGAAGGCAAGGAUGAUGGGGCUCCUGAUGGAGAAGCCGUUGAGGUUUCAGGACUUGGCCAGCGGGACCACUUCUUAACAGAGGUGACCUGUGUGUCUUCAGCCAAAGACUUAGGUAACCCGGACGAUGCUGACCCGUCCACCUGUGACCAUCCUUCCAAGCUCCCCGAGGCGGAGGAGAGCGUGGGCCGCCUUUGUGACUACCACUUGGCCAAGCGGAUGUCGUCGUUGCAGAGCGAGGGCCAUUUUUCUCUGCAGAGCUCUCAAGGCUCCUCGGUGGACGCAGGCUGUGGCACGGGUAGCAGUAGCAGCACUUGUGCCACUCCGGUGGAGUCCCCGCUCUGCCCCUCCAUGGGGAAGCACCUGAUUCCUGAGGCUGCCGGGAAAGGCGUGAGUUACCUUCCUUCCGAGGAGAGAGCCACCGGGCUUCCCAGCCACGGAGCCGCCUUUAAGGAAUUACACCCACAGACAGAAGGGAUGUGUCCACGGAUGACAGUGCCUGCCCUGCACACGGCCAUUAACGCCGAACCCCUGUUUGGCACUUUGAGAGACGGAUGUCAUCGACUCCCCAAGAUUAAGGAAACCACAGCUUUGACAGAGCCUGGGAAGGAGAGACGAGGAGGCAUGCCUUCAGCUUGGCCUCAACAUCCUAAAGCUGAUCCCACCCUGCUACCAUCAAACAUUCACUCGGAAUCAAAGGUGCCAAUUCCAAAUCAAGACCCUACUGAUUUCUCCCAAGCAAACCAGGCCUACGGAGAGGCUGUGAGCUGGUGGCCACUGGAUCUGCGAGGGGGGAGCCUCAGGACACCCCCCAGCCAGAGGGCUCUGAGACGUAGCAGCAGUAUCCUCUCGGGAUCUGUAAGUUUGGAGACCUUCCGGGAGAGAAGCAAAGGUGCAGUCAGCUUAAAGUGUCCAGGUAUCACAGAAGCACAGGAGGCCAGUUCAGAAAGGCACGCAGAACUCCCCCUAGGGAAGCUCACCAAAAGUUUUUCGCAAAGCUCGAUGCACUUUAGCUCUGAGGGGAAAGUUCACAAAAGGUCCCCAGCGGCUCACAAAAACUCAAAGCUGUAUAGGACAUUGCCCUUGCGGAAGCUGGAAGGCAGCAAUUGGAGAUGCCGGGGACCUUUCAGCUACUGCUUCCUGAACGGGGGGCAGGAUGAAGAUGGUGAUGAGGACGAAGAGCAGAGAGAGGUCGAUCACCACGUCUCUUGCCUCUUUCGACCACAGAUGACUCAAGCCACGCCAGACCCAAGCAGCCCACCCCUGGCUGUCGGAAUUCAGGAGCAAGGAGGGGAGCUGUCCAGAGGUUCAGUUCUGAAGGUCUGGGCCGAAGACUUGAGUGGCCCAGAUGAUGUGGACUUCAGCAACCUGACUUUUGAUGCCCGGAUUGCAAGGAUAAAUGCCCUUAAGGAGAGCACAUAUGCAAUGCCCGAUGGGUUCCUCGCAGCCCAAAAUGAUGCCAAUGAGCUGCUCUGCCUUGUCAGGGAAACCAAGGGGAAGAAAGGGGAGUCACGCCUUGAAGCGUAUGACCUAACACUUUCUCAGUACAAGCAGCUGUUAUCCAUUGAGUCCAGACAGUUGGGGAGUGCCUGCAGGAAAAUGGCAAUGGCCGAGAAAAGUCCAGAGGAGAUGCUCCUAGCUAUGACUUCCAGCUUUCAAGUGCUCUGUUGCCUAACAGAAGCCUGCAUGCGAUUAGUUAAAGUUGUGAACUCAGAAACACAGCGGCAGGAAAUUGUAGCGAAGAUCGAUGAAGUGGUCAUAAACUACAUCUGUCUCCUGAAAGCUGCCGAGGCAGCCACUGGAAAGACCACUGGGGAUCCCAAUGUUGUACUCUCAAUGCGACAUUCAACCACCAUGGCCGCUCUCGUAAGCACACUAACACGUUCUCUCAAGAUGCUUUUAAAUAAAUAA
Molecule: messenger RNA, 5184 nt
Organism: Lagenorhynchus albirostris (white-beaked dolphin)
Lineage: Eukaryota; Metazoa; Chordata; Mammalia; Artiodactyla; Delphinidae
Gene: FRMPD4
Product: FERM and PDZ domain containing 4
Exons: 16
Coding region: 16-5184 (1722 amino acids)
Cellular component (GO): cytoskeleton
Molecular function (GO): protein binding
Source: RefSeq, a predicted model, not a curated record